Molecule: messenger RNA, 4031 nt
Organism: Ornithorhynchus anatinus (platypus)
Lineage: Eukaryota; Metazoa; Chordata; Mammalia; Monotremata; Ornithorhynchidae
Gene: PAK3
Product: p21 (RAC1) activated kinase 3
Exons: 17
Coding region: 256-1932 (558 amino acids)
Biological process (GO): regulation of MAPK cascade; intracellular signal transduction; regulation of axonogenesis
Cellular component (GO): cytoplasm
Molecular function (GO): ATP binding; protein serine/threonine kinase activity
Source: RefSeq, a predicted model, not a curated record
ACGACCCCCGCCCGGAUCGCGGCCGAGCCCUCUCCUCCUCCUCCUGCUGCUCCUCCCGGCCCGGCCCGGCCCGGCCCGCAACCUCCGGCCUCCCACGGAACAGGUCUUGAGUCGGGAGAAGGCCUAGGAAGCUCUGAAGAGGACUUUGGAAGCUGGUCCUUAGGUGUGAGAAAAGCCUGGACAGCCUAGCCGCAUCCCAAACCACCCCAACUCCACGACUCCAAAUCGAGACGGUGAGGGCUGCCGUCGCUGAAGAUGUCCGACAGCGUGGAGAGUGAAGAGAAGCCCCCCGCCCCGCCGUUGAGAAUGAACAGCAACAACCGUGACUCCUCAGCGCUCAACCACGGCUCCAAACCGCUUCCCAUGGCCCCCGAGGAGAAGAAUAAGAAAGCCAGGCUGCGUUCCAUCUUCCCGGGAGGAGGGGACAAAACUAAUAAGAAGAAAGAGAAAGAGCGUCCGGAGAUCUCUCUUCCUUCAGACUUUGAACACACGAUUCAUGUGGGGUUUGACGCAGUUACCGGGGAAUUCACUCCAGAUCUCUAUGGCUCACAGAUGUGCACAGGGAAGCUCCCAGAGGGGAUUCCAGAACAGUGGGCCAGGCUGCUACAAACCUCCAACAUAACCAAACUUGAACAGAAGAAGAACCCGCAGGCCGUUCUGGAUGUCCUCAAGUUUUAUGAUUCCAAAGAGACGGUUAACAAUCAGAAAUACAUGAGCUUUACUUCAGGAGAUAAAAGCGCACAUGGAUACAUAGCGGCCCAUCCCUCGAGCACAAAAACUGCAUCAGAACCUCCCCUGGCUCCUCCUGUUUCAGAAGAAGAGGAUGAAGAUGAAGAAGAAGAGGAGGAUGACAAUGAGCCACCUCCCGUUAUUGCACCACGACCUGAACAUACGAAAUCAAUCUACACACGUUCGGUAAUUGAACCCAUUGCUACACCAGCACCCUCUAAAGAGGCCUCGACCGUCAUGCCUGAAAACUCCAGCCAGAGCACUUUGUACAGGACAACCGACCGGCAGCGCAAGAAAUCCAAGAUGACAGAUGAGGAAAUCCUGGAGAAACUGAGAAGCAUUGUAAGCGUUGGUGAUCCUAAGAAGAAAUAUACACGAUUUGAAAAAAUUGGCCAAGGGGCGUCAGGUACUGUUUAUACGGCAAUAGAUAUCGCCACCGGACAGGAGGUGGCCAUAAAGCAAAUGAACCUCCAACAGCAGCCGAAAAAGGAAUUAAUUAUUAAUGAAAUUCUGGUCAUGAGGGAAAAUAAGAACCCCAAUAUCGUUAAUUACUUAGAUAGCUACUUAGUGGGCGACGAACUUUGGGUGGUAAUGGAAUACUUAGCCGGGGGCUCCUUGACGGACGUCGUCACAGAGACCUGCAUGGAUGAAGGACAGAUCGCCUCUGUCUGUAGAGAGUGCCUCCAAGCCUUGGAUUUCUUGCAUUCAAAUCAAGUGAUCCAUAGAGACAUCAAGAGUGACAACAUUCUGCUCGGAAUGGAUGGAUCUGUUAAACUGACCGAUUUUGGGUUUUGCGCUCAGAUCACCCCUGAGCAGAGUAAACGGAGCACGAUGGUGGGGACUCCGUACUGGAUGGCACCCGAAGUGGUGACAAGGAAAGCGUAUGGACCCAAAGUGGACAUCUGGUCGCUGGGGAUUAUGGCCAUAGAAAUGGUGGAAGGAGAGCCCCCGUACCUCAACGAAAACCCCCUCAGGGCCCUGUAUCUGAUAGCGACCAACGGCACCCCCGAGCUUCAAAACCCGGAGCGACUGUCGCCCGUAUUCCGAGACUUUCUUAAUCGCUGUCUCGAGAUGGACGUGGACAGACGAGGCUCUGCCAAGGAGCUCUUACAGCAUUCAUUUUUAAAAUUAGCCAAGCCUCUCUCCAGCCUGACUCCUCUGAUCAUUGCAGCCAAGGAGGCGAUUAAGAACAGCAGCCGCUAGCACUGGGGGCCCGCCCCCCCCCCACCCCACCCCUCCAUGCCAGUUCCCUCGGGAGCAGGACUGGAAAAAAAAGAAAAAGAAAAACUCUCAAACCUCAACUCCUGUGCUGCCGGACGGACGGACCAAAAGACAAACCGUCAACAGGCCUAAAGGGUGGGGCGGAAUCGGCUCUCCUAGGAAUAGCAACUUCCCAUGAGUCUUUCUUCCCGCUCCUCAGAUCACUUAACUUAUUCUCCCAGCCGGAAAGCAGCCCCAGAGGAGGACAGCGAACACAGACGUGGCUUCCUCGAGGCCGUUUCCAACACGAAGCAAGAGGACUUCUUCCCGGUGAACAAACAUUUCGUGCAUUCACUUUUAAAACGGUGGGCUCUUAGAGGUGCACAGUCCCUUCUCUGAAUGUUUUGGUUGGCUUUGGAGUUGGAGAAGGGGGCGGGGCGGCGGGGGAGGGGGCCUUCCUGGGUUCAGGGACGCCCUCAAAACCUCCUCCUGCCCCCCCACGAGGUAGUACGGUCUUUCUUUUAGAAGCCAGGAAGAAAGGACUAGGUAGAACGAGGGCAGCGGGGACCCAGCCUCCUGUUGAAGCAGCAGGCCUCCAACAUCUCCCUCCCAUUUUGAGCCUUCUUCCAUAGUGGCAGCUUGAGUUGUGCAACUCUUUCUUUUCCUUGGAAAAGUUUAUUUUAAGGAAUAAAAAAUACAGUGAAAAGAUGGGUGAGUUUCCUCAGAAAGGUAUUUUUUGUUGGGUUUGGUUUUUUUUCCUGUCGGUUGUUUUUUUUAGUUGACGCUCCAAUGGUAUCACUUUUUUCACCCCGGGAGAGUUUGACUCGGCAGUCGGUGUAAGCUUUCAUUUGGACUACCGGAAAGGGGCGAGUGGAAAUAACAUUUCUAGAGAACCGCUCCCAACCCAGGGAAGCCUGCGGGGAGAGACGGGAAUUUUUUUUGAGGGCAGAGACCCCUAACUGCCUGAGGGCGGUAAGGUGAAUGAAGUUGAAAUUGUUUUUGGCUCUUCGUGCGGUACACAUAUACUGAGGGAAGAAGAAACUUCUCAAACAUUAUCGAGCCAGGGAGUGAUCUUUUUAAUGUGAAAAGACGAAGGUUGUUCAAUUUGACCAUUUGUACUUUUUAAUGAUAAAGUGAUCUGCAGGUGACAGUCGUGAUUACUCCGAAAAUCUGUUUUUGUAGAAUAUUUGCUGCAAUAUUUUCAGUUGUAAAAAUGGGCGGACAGCGGAAUGUGUUCCAACAGCGCUUGACUAAGGCCUCUGCCAGAGACCAUCCUGUGAACCUUUUGAUGCUAUUGCAAGGUGAAGAUUUUUUCAGAUUCAGCUUGGUGGUGUUUGAAUACCAGCUCCAUCUUCCAACCAGCUCCUCUCCCUCACCCUCUCCCCUCAAGGUGGUUCCCAAAAUAUACCUACCUGUGGUUUGUCUGAGACCCACCGGGGAAAUACUGAGGAUUUUUGGGUUUUGUGGUUGGGUUUGGAAUACACAGUUGUGGAUUUACACUGACGGAAUCAUCCAAGGGAAAGAAAAAGAAAAAUGUUUGGAGGAUUUCUGAGAACAGUAUACGCUUCUCUUUUUGAGUUCACUGUUUAAUUGUUAGGACCUAGAAGAUAGCAUUUGGAGUCCUUGAAAAGCUGUUGAUUUGUAAUUUGUCGUGUAUUGAGUGGACAACGUCUUCAUGCGAUGGUGAGAAGUCAAGGGGAAAGUGAUUGUUUCUAUUUCCGUGUACUGCUUUCUCUCUGCUGAAAAUGCAGCAAGCUGACCCAUGUAAGAUAGCACUUUCUCUGGAGAGUUUCUGUCCAACGUACAAUGGCACUCCCUUUGUUUAGGCAGUUACAUUAUUUGAUUUCCUGUUAUCCUAUUUGUUGUCUUCAGCCGUGAGAUUGGUGUGUUUUGGGGUUUUGUUUUGUUCUUUUACCCCCUUCCCAGGUGAUCUCUGAAAAGAGAUCAUGGAAAAAGAAAAUCCAAAGGUCAUGUCACUUUGGCGUGAUGGGAUAGAAAAUUCAUUGGGGCCAGUGUUCCCAAUGCAACUGCUUUUUCAUAAGAGGCCUUAAUUUGUAUUUCCUUUUUUUAACAGUAUUCUAUUUUGCAGCAGUAAAUGCUAG